This is a messenger RNA of Parathielavia appendiculata, 423 nucleotides long. RefSeq lists its product as uncharacterized. Lineage: Eukaryota; Fungi; Ascomycota; Sordariomycetes; Sordariales; Chaetomiaceae. The record is from RefSeq and is a predicted model, not a curated record. The transcript has a single exon. Bases 118 to 330 code for a protein of 70 amino acids.
AUGACACUGGUUGCGAAUAUUGUUAAUCCUCGUUAUUUUAUUUUCACAAGGCGUUUCGCAUCGAGCAUGAAUGUGGUAUGAGGCAAUGGUCUGCGUCGUCUGUUGAGUGGUGGUCAAAUGCGUAGCUCAAUCCAAUCCUGGCUUGCAAUAUUUGAGCUUUGGUCCUUCUUUAUGUUCUGUAUCUCUUUCUUUCUCUCAUUCUUAUUUCGCCUUUUCUUAGUUUUCCUCUUUUGCUCUUUCUUACUUCGUCAAUGUUAUUCUAAUUAUCUAAUUCCUUUUUAUUAUUAUUCCUUCCUCCACUGCCCUUUCCCUCUUUUCUCCUUGAACUAAUCUUUGACUUUUCUUUUCUAUCCCCAUUAUUCCUUCUCUGCUGCUCUUCUUGCUUCUCUACGUCUAACGUGUUUUAUCAGCGAAUGCACCAUA